Molecule: messenger RNA, 5265 nt
Organism: Adineta steineri
Lineage: Eukaryota; Metazoa; Rotifera; Eurotatoria; Adinetida; Adinetidae
Source: the annotation of a GenBank genome assembly
AUGAAUAUUUAUACUAAAACACAACCAAGUCACUGGUAUUGUGAUAAUUGUCAAGGAACCAUUUGGGAAGGUGAAUUUCGUUAUAAUUGCACUAUUUGUACAGAUUAUGAUUACUGUAAACAAUGUAUGAAAACAAAAGAUCCACCACAUCCUCAUCAAAUGGUACAAGAGUUUUCUUAUGGGCCAAUAUCUGACAAUGGAAUUGUUCCAGUGGAUAUGGCAGCCGGUAUCGAGAAAGCACUUAAGAUAUUCUCGAACCGUUAUUGCAUGGGUACUCGAGAUUUUGAUGAAACCAAUCCACCAGUAUAUAUCGAUUCAUAUUCAUGGAUAACAUAUAAAACAAUAGGUAAUCGAACAAAAAAUUUUGGAAAUGGAUUGCGACAUUUAAUUGAACCACGUGGUUAUCUUGCCAUCUGUGCAGCAAAUCGACCUGAAUGGAUGAUCACUGAUUUUGCAUGCAUGUUACAAAGUUUUAUCAGUGUACCGAUAUACUGUUUAUUUGACAAUCGUGAAAUUGCUUUCGUUAUUAAUAAUACUCAAGUUUCUGUAGUUGUUUGUGACAAACAAAUGCUACUAAGAUUUAUUCAAUUAGGUGCAGAAUGUCCAUCACUUCGUCGUAUCGUGUGCAUGGAUCCUAUUUGCGAGACGAUCAAGGCACAAGUUCAUGCAAACAGAUUUACUCUUCAUUAUAUGGGCGAUAUUGAAAAUAUUGGUUCUACCAAAAAAUAUGAUCGUGUCAUUAUAAAACCUACCGAUUGUCUCACGGUUAUAUAUACUAGUGGAAGUUCUGGUUUUCCUAAAGGUUCUAUAAUUUCUGAAGAAGCGUAUCGAGAAACAUUUCGAAAUUGGUUCAUUUCAUAUAAUUUUGAUAGAGUUACAUUUGCCUAUCGACCAUUCGCAUGGGCCUCAGAUCGUGAUGCAGCUAUUGGAACUUUUAUUUCUGGAGGACGUAUCGGAUUCUCAACAGGAGAUGUCAAUAGAUUAAUGGAAGAACUAGCUUUAGUUCGACCUACAUCAUUUGCAGCUCCACCAAGUAUUUGGAAUAAAAUAUAUGCGGAAUUUAAAACAGCUUGUUCAUUAAUUAACGUUCAUCAUUCAUUAGAAGCCAGAGCAAGAAAAGAAAAACGUUUACUAGAACAAUUUUCUAAACUGAUUCCGACACGUUGUGAAUCGAUUACAGUAGGAGGUGCUAAAGUUAGUCCAGCUGUAUUCAAUUUUAUGAAACGAUGCUUUUCAAAAUGUCGAAUCAAUGAAUCAUAUGGAAUUACUGAAUGUGGAAGUGUGGCAUAUAACCAAGCUGUUGAAAACGAUAUUCGGUAUCGUCUUGAAUCUGUACCAGAAAUGGGUUAUACAAUCGAUGAUAAACCUUAUCCACGAGGAGAAAUUUUAACAAAAACGAAACAAAUGUUUUCGGGAUAUAUGAAUAAUCCUGAAGAAACUCGUGCAGCUCUAACUGAUGAUGGAUUUUUCCGUACUGGUGAUAUUGUUGAAUUACGCACUAAUUCUGAUGGUAAACCUGAUUUGCAUGUUAUCGAUCGUAAAAAAAGUUUCUUUAAACUUUCACAAGGACAAUUUGUAUCACCUGAGUAUCUUCAAAGUAUUUACAUUCAAAGUUCGUUCGUUGAACAAAUCUAUAUUCAUGGCGAUCUUCUAUCAGAUUCUGUUGCUGCAGUAGUUGUACCUAAUAGAGCCUAUGCACAAACGUUUGCUCUUGAGCAUAAUAUAAUAAAUUUCGAUAUGAAUAAUCCAAAUUCUCAAUUUUGUGAUGCAAUUCUAAACGAUCUUCGUUCAAUUGCCACAAAAGAAUCACUACGAAAACAUGAAUUUCCAUCACAUUUAGUUGUCGAUUUUGAACCUUUUACACCAGAAAAUGGUCUUCUUACAUCUUCAUUCAAGCCCUGUCGUCAUAAACUAGCUGCAUAUUAUGCAGAUCGACUAAAAGCAUCUAAGACUAUUGAUCAACGACUUAAAACUAUUAUAGAAACAGCAACAGGACAAUCUAUAUCAAAAGAUGAUGAAGAACAUUUAUUAAUAUCUAAUGGUAAUGAUUCAUUGACAGCUGUGCGAUUAUCUCGUAUGAUUGAAAAUAACUUUGGAGUACCUGUACCAAUAAGUGUACUCUUUGAACCUACUAUGACUCUUCAACGAUUGACAUCUCUUAUCAAAGAUCCUUCUCAACUUUCUUCAAUGUCUCAUUCUAUUGUGCCACAAUUAUUAAAUGAUUCUCAAUUGGAUUUAAAAAUUAAUGUGAAUGAAUGUAAGAAAACAACUUGUUCUCCUUCAUUGAUAUUUAUUACAGGAACUACUGGAUUUGUGGGUGCUUUCUUACUAGCAGAAUUAUUAAGAGUUUAUCCAUUUGAUUGUAAAUUUGUUUGUCUGGUACGAUGUGAAUCUUCAGCGAAUCCUUUAGAUCGCAUUCGAAAAAAUAUGCUUUUCUAUCAGAUAUGGGAAGAAAAUUAUGAAAAACGUAUUGUAUCAUUAAAAGGUGAUUUAGCUAAAACUUAUUUUGGAUUAGAUAGUGAAACAUACGAAUCAUUGGCUAAACAAAUCGAUAUAAUUUUUCAUUGUGGUGCUACUGUUAAUUUUGUACUUCCAUACAGUCAAUUAUAUGGCCCAAAUGUAUGUGGUACUCGAGAGAUCAUUCGUCUAGCAACAUACAGCUCAAUAUGUAUACCUGUACAAUAUAUCUCGACACUGAGUGUAUUAUCAUCUGGUAUUAAUAUGGAGAUAUCAAUCGAUAAAAUUCCUCCAGAUGGUUUAGCCGGUGGUUAUGGACAGAGUAAAUGGGUAGCAGAAAAACUCAUUACUAAGGCGAGUCAGUUAGGCUUACCAGUAGUUAUUUAUCGUCUUGGAUCAAUAUGUGCUGCUACUGAAACGGGAGCAUGUAAUGUAAAUGAUAUUCAUACAUUACUACUUGCUUCAAUCAUGAAGUUAGGUUGUUAUCGUGGAACACAAAUUAAUACCCAUUUACAUGGCCUACCAGUUGAUUUUACUGCUAAAACAAUUGUCUAUUUGAGUCGUCUUACAUCCGACAUAAAUGGAAAAAUCUAUCAUGUACUCAAUUCACAUUCUAAAAUACCAUUUAAGAAUAUAGUUGAUAGUAUACAGUAUUCUGGUGUUCAAUUAGAAAAAGUCUCAUAUGAAGAAUGGCGAUUAAAGUUAAAGACAAUUACCCAUCAAGGCAAUCCCUUUGAAUCUGCAGAAGAAUUUCUAUUAGAAAGUGCUUUUAACGAAGAUUUACGUAUUUCUGCUGAUCAAUAUUACAAUGCUAUAUCUCAAUUGAAUUUUCCAACGUUAGACAAAGAUUAUGUGUUUAAAUGGUUGAAGUUUGUAUUUCUUAAGAUGAGUGAAAACAUGCAAGCAUGUAACGAUAAUUUUCAUAGUGAUAUGUUAUUUAAAUAUUCAUCGACAUAUAAUAAUGAUCUUAUACAUCGAGCUACACGACAAGGACGUGUUUUUUCGCUUGAAACAUAUUUAAAUCGAUAUUCUCUUGAAAAUAUCGAUCAAUUAUUCAUAUAUGGACGAUCAAAAUGGACAUUAUUAAUUGCUGCAUGUUUUUAUAAACAUGAAAAUAUUGUACGUAUGUUAUUACGUCGUUUUAAACCCGAUAUUAAUGCAACAGGUGAUGUUAAACUUGAUUUUGUUCAUGAAGUAAUGUAUGGUGUAUCAGCACUUUGGGUUGCUGCAGCUGUUGGUAGUUUUGAUAUUGUUAAAUUAUUAAUUGAAGAAGGUAAUGCAAAUGUCAAUCAUUUAUCAAUUACACGUAGUUCACCACUUCGAGCUGCUUCAUAUAUUGGUCGUCUUGAUAUAGCACAAUAUUUAAUAUCGCAUGGUGCUGAUAUGCAACUUGUUCGAGAUGGAAAUUAUACAAAUUUCAUGUUGAGUGCUUAUCGUGGACAUAUACAUAUGUUAACAUAUUUUCUUCAUGAGUUAAAAUGUAAUCCAAAUGAAUAUGAUCAAGAUGGUCGAACAUCAUUACAUUAUGCUAUUGAUGGUGGUUCACUUGAUGUUAUUCAAUUAUUAUUAGAGCAUGGAGCAAAAAAUAUCUCAGUAAAUGUAAUCACACCAUUAAUGUGGGCUGCAUUAGAAGCAAGAGAAGAUUUAGUUGAUGCAUUUGAAAAUUAUUGUUCAUCAGAUUUAGAAUGGAUUGAAGGAAGAGAAUUACUUGCUGCAUCUUAUGCAAAUAUUGAAUCUAGAAAUUAUAACCUUGAUAAAGCGAUUGAACAUAUGACAAAAGCAUAUAAAUGGAGACAAGAAAAAAAUCUUCCGAAAACAAUCUCAUCUAAUUUAUUUAUUGAAGCAUAUAAUUAUUCUCAUGAAUGUCAAACAUUAAAUCAAUUCAAUCAACUUAUAUCUGAAUCAAAUACUGAAUUACAUAUUGAAUCAUUACGUAUACAAGAAAGAAUUUUAGGUCAAAAAAAUAAACGAUAUCGUCAUUCUAUAAGAUUUUAUGGCACUAUAUUAGCUGAUAUACAACAAUAUGAUAUAUCAUUACGAUUUUGGUUAUAUGAACUUGAUUUACGAAAACAACAUAAAAUUAAUUUUGAUAAAUGGCAUUUAAGAGAUUUUGUUCAUAUUUUUGCUGAAAUGAUUAUAAAUGAUUUAGAUCAUAUAUCAGAAAAAGCUAUCUUAGAAAUUUUAAAUGCACUUAAUAAUGAACUUUCAAAUGGUCGACAUAAUGAUCAUAAUCUAUUAACAAUAUUUUAUUUAAUUACAGUUAUUAGUCAUAUAUCUGACAAACAACGAUUCUCAUCUUCGAUGAAUGAAAUCUAUCGUAUAUUGGUCAUGUCUGUUAAAAGUUGUUAUAUAACUACUGAAAAUUUAUCAUGCUGGACUUUAUUGCAUUUAAGUAUGAUGACAGGAUUAUCAUGUGUAAAUGAUAGUCAUAUAAUGGCAUUAUGCAAAUAUCCAUGUUAUAAUACAGUUCGUCUUCUUCUUCAAUGUGGUGCUAAUAUUGAUGCAAUUGAUUUAAAACGAAAUACACCAUUACAUUUAAUUGCUCAACGUAAUGAUGAUAUUGAAAAUAUAUUAUUUAUUAUUAAUCUUCUUUGUGAUACUGGUCGAGCACAUCCAGAUUGUGUUAAUGAUAAUGGUCAAACACCACUUGAAUCCGCAACAAAUACUCAUGUUAAAGUACAUCUUAGAAAAAAAAUAGGUGUUGGUCAAUUAAAAUGUUUAUGUGCUCGUUUAAUACGAAAACAAAAAAUAUCAUUUAAACAUAAUCAAUUUUCAUCAUUACUUGUGAAUUUUAUUGAAAAACAUUGA